This is a messenger RNA of Trypanosoma brucei brucei TREU927, 1788 nucleotides long. RefSeq lists its product as hypothetical. Gene Ontology annotation, cellular component: membrane. Lineage: Eukaryota; Euglenozoa; Kinetoplastea; Trypanosomatida; Trypanosomatidae. The record is from RefSeq and is a predicted model, not a curated record. The transcript has a single exon. Bases 1 to 1788 code for a protein of 595 amino acids.
AUGACGUAUAUUAUCGAUGACCUUGCGCGAGUACGCAUGUUAGCUUCCGGGGUGUAUACAAUGGCUUCUACAGCGGCCCCAUAUUGCUUCACAUUAAUGGCCGUUCUUCUGCGAAAAAAGUAUCGUCUGUCGCAAAGUGAAAUUGCAACUAUCAGUACCGUCGGCAAUUGCAUCGGUUACUGCAGCUUUCCAAUCGGUGCUCUGUUCGAUUACGCUGGUCCGAUGGUGCUACUCCCCCUUGGUGGGUUUCUAGGGUCUUUGGGCUUCCUGCUUUUUGGUCUCACCUUCGAUGGAAAGAUAGCGAACCCGACUUUAACCCUUUUCUGUGUCUUCGACGCAAUAGUUUAUUCGGGGAUCCCAACAUUAGAUGUUGCAACGAUCAUGCCGGCGAUAUUGCAGUUUCCACUUGACAGGGGUUAUGUUGUGCUCGUGUUGAAGACAAUCAGUGGUCUCGGUACCGGGGUGCUAAUGGCUUACUUCAACGGGUGGUUUAAGGAUACCACAUCCGAUGAUGUGGAAAAAAACAACUACUCGGGUUUCAUGUACUUCAUUGCCGCUAGAUUGCUGAUCGUGUCACUCAUUGCUCUCAGCGUAACUCGCAUGCCCAUGUACUUUCCUUGUGCGUGGCGGAAGCAACGGCUAAGUGAAGAGGAGUGGACGAAGCGACAGCAGACACUUCAGUUAUACAUGAACCAGCCUGCGCCUCCCAGAAGGAUGAAGAUAGCUGUGGGACUCGUCCUCAGCCUGCUGUUGUUUCUCACCACACAAUCACUCAUUGGCGGAUAUGUAAAGCUUCCUCCGGCUGCCUAUUUGGCCUUUUCGAUUAUUGCAGUGCUCAUGAUGGCAUCAUUUUGUGUCGUUGCGUUGCCGUUUCAAUGGCUUGGACGAUAUACUCCAGUGCGCCCUACGGAUAUGGACACAAUUGGAGAGGCACUGGAGGAUGUUGUGACCGAAUCAGCGGUGGCUACAACGAAGAACGAGGUGAAGCCAUUGCCGCAGUACAGUGGGUCCUUCUGGCAGCACUUGCUUACCGUGGAUCUUUGGUGCAUGUGGCUUACAUGCUUCGGCGUGUGGGGUACUGGAACUGUCAUGCAGAUGAACGCUGCACAAAUUUAUGAGAGCAAAAGUUACGGCGGGAAGAAAAGCUCCACUCUAACACUGUAUAUCACCAUGAUGUCUGUUGGCAGUGCUGUUGGUCGCGUGUCUAUGGGGUUCACGGAUAUGGUGCUGACACGGCGGCAGCGAGAGGGGCUUAAAACGUUUCCCACAACAAUUGCGCUCCCAUUUGGUCCUCUGAUGUUGUGCAUCGCCUUCCUGCUCUUCGCGUUGCUUCCCGCUAACGCGCUGAUCCUUCCUUUCUUCCUUGGGGCUUUGGGCAACGGAGCAGGUUGGGGGUGUUGUGUGCUUGUAAUUCGUACGAUGUAUUCACAGGAUUUGGGAAAGCACUACCACUUCGGCUACAGUUCUGGAAUUGUGUCAACGAUAGCGCUCAACCUCUUCAUGUUCGGUGGUAUGUACGAUGCUGAGGCUGAGAAGCUUGGUACGAAACCCGAGUGUAAAAACCCUUCGUGUGUCAAAAACCAGAUGCUCAUACUGAUGGGUGUCAAUAUUGUGGCAGCGGUCGCUGCAGCGAUUGUCCACUUCAGAUUUUCGCGUUUCAUUAAUGCUGAGCAGAACAGGUGUAAUGAGCCAGCUGAUGAGAUGAGUGGUGUCGCUGCUCCUGUUACAGAGGAUGCGGGGCAGCCAAAUGAAGGGGGCUCACACAGUGGCGGAGCAGCGCAGCAGUAG